GGUGUGAUAACACAAAGUGGGAGCUGUAGCAGGAUGAUCACACAGCUCUUGACUGGGUUUAAUCAAUCAAAUUUCACUUUUUUGAAUCACGGUUUCAGUGUUCUGCAGAUACGCGUUACUGGCUUACUUUCGUAAUGGAUACACGUUUUUAAAAAUUACGCUAAAUUAGCUUUGCCUGUUUAGCGAGUGUCUCGUUUGCUAGCGUGACACUGUUGUGGUGCACCUGGUGUCGAGAGCAGCGACGCUCAUGGAAACUUUCCCUUUGACUUGAGUGAGAUUCAACCGCCAGCCGUUCACUUUGACAAGUGUGUAAGUGCUCGCUGUGAACAUGGCGGACCGUGAAGAGCGCCGUUUUGCCGAGAUUUCCAGAGAGUCUGUUAAAUUCAUGGCAGAGAGUUCAGGCGUGGAGCUGGGUGACGAUGUGGCCGCUCUACUCGCCGAGGACGUGUGCUAUCGCCUGAGGGAGGCGACACAGAGCAGUUCACAGUUCAUGAGACAUGCCAAGAGGAGGAAGCUGACAGUGGAGGACUUCAACAGAGCCCUGCACUGGAGCAACGUGGAGGCCGUUUGUGGCUACGGAGCCCAGGACGCUCUGCCUUUCCGUUCAGUGAAAGAAGGAGAACUUUUCUUUGUCGAGGAUCGCGACGUCAACCUAGUAGAGUUGGCGCUUGCUACUAACAUUCCCAAAGGCUGCGCUGAGACCAUGGUACGAGUGAAUGUGUCGUACCUGGAUGGGAAGGGCAACCUGGAGCCUCAGGGAACUGUUCCCACUGCGGUGCAGUCUCUGUCAGACGACCUCUUAAAGUACUACCAGCAGAUCACACGCGCCAUCCUGGGUGAAGAUCCUCACCUCAUGAAGGUGGCUCUGCUGGACCUUCAGUCCAACUCCAAGAUCGCCGCCUUACUGCCGUACUUUGUUUAUGUCAUCAGUGGGGUGAAGUCAGUGAGUCAUGACUUGGAGCAGCUGAACCGGCUCCUCCACAUGGUGAAGAGCCUGGUGCAGAACCCCUACCUGUACCUGGGCUCGUACGUCCGCAGCCUGGUGUCCAGCGUCAUGUACUGCAUCCUGGAGCCGCUCGCCGCGUCCAUCAACCCGCUCAACGACCACUGGACCCUCAGAGACUACGCCGCGCUGCUCCUCAGCCACAUCUUCUGGACUCACGGUGACCUGGUGAGCGGACUCUACCAUCAGAUCCUGCUGUCGCUGCAGAAGGUUCUGUCUGAUCCAGUGAGACCACUCUGCUCCCACUAUGGAGCCGUGGUGGGGCUUCAUGCUUUGGGAUGGAAAGCUGUAGAGAGAGUUCUCUUCCCACACCUUCCUGCCUACUGGGCGAACCUCCAGGCCGUGCUGGACGAUUAUUCUGUCUCCAACGCUCAGGUCAAAGCUGACGGACACAAGGUCUACGGAGCCAUUCUGGUGGCAGUGGAGCGCCUGCUGAAGAUGAAGGCGUUGUCCCUGUCCCAGCCUGCAGAGGGCGCCUCCAGCGCUCACCCAGGCUCUGUGGUGGGUGCUAUGGGUUACAGAGUGAGUUCUCCUGGACUCAGCCCCCCUCCAGAGCCUCUGUCGGAGGCCACGCUCGGAAUCGCCAGCCACCUGCAGGCGGGCGGGGCGGGCUGUCCCUGGGAGGAGUGGACGCCCGUCCCCCUCCCCGCCAUGUACAAGGAGCUCUACUCGUUCUUUGGAGACAGCCUGGCCGUCCGGUUCAGCACAGGACCGGGGCUCGGCGGCUACUCCCCCUGCACGCCGUCCCAGCUCAGUCACUCCAGGAAGGAGCCCCCCGGCUCGUCUUCCAACUCUGACACCACCCGAAAGAUGCCUCAGCUGACGGCCAACCUCAACAUCAGCCCCAGGCAUGAUGGGAGUCCACGCACUGAUCCGGCGCCGCCCAGUCUGGCGGUUACUGGAUCAGCGAGGUCGCUGACUCGCUCCUCCACCUCCUCCUCGGUCCAGCGCUCCAGAUCCUCCUCGUCCCGUGCCGGCCAGCGCUCGGCAGGUCUGUCCCGCGACGUCUUCCCCAAACCUCGCUUCACCGCUCCUCAGACCGGACCGACGGCGUUCACCUUCCUCAUCGGCGGUCGCCAAAUGGGCCGCCGUUGCCAAGGCCGACGCCCAUUCCAGACCACCUUUGCCCCGACUCCGCCCUUACCGGCCAUCCCACCCCGUGCCUACGCCCACAAACUGCCUGUGAUCGGCAGGGUGGGCAAACCUGUACGCCGCUGGGCGUGUUCUCAUUACUCUCUACAUCUGCCGCUUUAGAGACCGACAUCGUGGUCUUUUGUUAUGAUGGUUGAACUUUGUACAGAUUCUGUUUUAUAACAGUUCCUCCUUUUUGUCUAUAAAUUACAUAAAUUCUG
Messenger RNA from Solea senegalensis (Senegalese sole), 2355 nucleotides. RefSeq names its product TAF6-like RNA polymerase II, p300/CBP-associated factor (PCAF)-associated factor (gene taf6l). The record is from RefSeq and is a predicted model, not a curated record. Gene Ontology annotation, cellular component: SAGA complex; SLIK (SAGA-like) complex; transcription factor TFIID complex. The transcript has 12 exons. NCBI's taxonomy places the organism in Eukaryota, Metazoa, Chordata, Actinopteri, Pleuronectiformes, Soleidae. Gene Ontology annotation, molecular function: protein heterodimerization activity; RNA polymerase II general transcription initiation factor activity; transcription coactivator activity. Gene Ontology annotation, biological process: RNA polymerase II preinitiation complex assembly; transcription initiation at RNA polymerase II promoter. The coding region runs from base 329 to 2257 and encodes 642 amino acids.